AUGGGUUCUGGGUCUAAGCUUCCGUCCGACUUCCUCUGGGGUUUCGCAACGGCCAGCUACCAAAUCGAAGGUGCGGUCGAUGAGGACGGCCGUGGUCCCUCCAUCUGGGACACCUUUUGCAAGAUCCCGGGUAAAAUUGCCGGAGGAGCCAGUGGGGUUGUCGCCUGCGACUCCUACCACCGCACACACGAAGACAUUGCCUUGUUAAAGCAAUGCGGCGCUCAGGCGUACCGCUUCUCCAUCUCCUGGUCCCGCGUGAUCCCCCUCGGCGGUCGAAACGAUCCCAUCAAUGAGAAGGGUCUGCAGCAUUAUGUGAAAUUCGUCGACGACCUGCUCGAUGCUGGCAUCGUGCCCCUCGUCACUCUCUUCCACUGGGAUCUCCCCGAUGAGCUGGACAAGCGUUACGGCGGUUUGCUCAACAAGGAGGAGUUCGUCGCAGACUACGCCCACUAUGCGCGCGUCAUGUUCAAGGCCCUCGGAUCCAAGGUGAAGUACUGGAUCACAUUUAACGAGCCGUGGUGCAGCAGUGUCCUGGGCUACAACGUCGGCCAGUUCGCCCCCGGCAGAACCAGUGACCGGAAUAAGAGCCCCGUGGGCGAUGGAUCAACCGAGCCGUGGAUUGUCGGCCACAACCUGCUGGUUGCCCACGGAGCGGCCGUGAAGAUCUACCGCGAGGAGUUCAAAGCGCAAGACGGCGGGGAGAUCGGCAUCACCCUGAACGGUGACUGGGCUGAGCCCUGGGACCCCGAGAACCCCGCGGACGUCGAAGCCUGCGAUCGCAAGAUCGAGUUUGCGAUCUCCUGGUUCGCCGACCCCAUCUACCACGGCAAGUACCCCGACAGCAUGGUCAAGCAACUGGGCAAGCGGCUGCCGCAGUGGACGCCAGAGGACCUCGCGCUCGUUCACGGUAGCAACGACUUCUACGGCAUGAACCACUACUGCGCCAACUACAUCCGGGCCAAAACUGGCGAGCCGGAUCCUACGGACGUGGCGGGCAACCUCGAGAUCCUGCUGCAGAACAAAGCCGGCGAAUGGGUUGGCCCCGAGACGCAGUCGCCCUGGCUGCGGCCGUCGGCCAUUGGCUUCCGCAAGCUGCUGAAGUGGCUCAGUGAGCGCUACAAUUACCCCAAGAUCUACGUCACCGAGAACGGCACCAGUCUGAAGGGCGAGAACGAUCUGCCGCUGGACCAGCUCCUGGAGGAUGAGUUCCGGACGCAGUAUUUCCGCGAUUACAUUGACGCCAUGGCGGAUGCGUACACCCUGGAUGGAGUCAACGUGCGGGCCUACAUGGCUUGGAGUUUGAUGGAUAACUUCGAAUGGGCGGAGGGCUAUGAAACGCGCUUCGGAGUCACCUACGUCGACUACGAGAACAACCAGAAGAGAAUCCCCAAGCAGAGCGCAAAGGCCAUUGGGGAUAUCUUCGCCCAGUACAUCGAAAAGAAGUGA
This is a messenger RNA of Aspergillus terreus NIH2624, 1446 nucleotides long. RefSeq names its product glycoside hydrolase family 1 protein. The coding region runs from base 1 to 1446 and encodes 481 amino acids. Gene Ontology annotation, molecular function: beta-glucosidase activity. The record is from RefSeq and is a predicted model, not a curated record. NCBI's taxonomy places the organism in Eukaryota, Fungi, Ascomycota, Eurotiomycetes, Eurotiales, Aspergillaceae. Gene Ontology annotation, biological process: carbohydrate metabolic process. The transcript has 5 exons.